AUGCAAGGGCUUCAUAAACCGUGGUUGGUUGUUAUCUAUCUAGUGACAGCUAAUCAUCUUCGCGUGGCUUGGUAUGGUGGCAUGAUGGUGCACUUUCAGAUUCGAGUGGAGACUGUGCCAGCUGUUAGAGUGUUGGGGUUGUUGAAUCUCGUUCAAGGGAUGUUUUACUCUCACCUGUCACCAAAUGUGGAAUUCGAGGUGGAAAUGCUAAGUGAGCCAUCCAGGGGACCGUACUUCAAUCGACGACAGCUUUCUAGAAAUAUCUGCAUUAUUGGGCUGUACCUGGGCCUAGUUCUGGGGGUUGCUUGUCUAGCAGCUGGUAUCUACACCUCUAUUCUUCCAAUCUCUAUCGGACAGCAAGGAGCCCGCGGAGAGGUCAUCUCGCUCGGCUUGAACCUUCUCAUCACACUCGUGAACGAAAUAUAUGGUGACAUGAAUCUGUGGCGCCGCUAUCAUCUCUCUCGCUAUAUGCCUUCUGGGUCAAUGGGCCGUUGCCUGGUGGUCUCUGCCAAAUACACACCAUGCGCCAACUUGGAGCGUCGACCCUCUGGACACAGUUGCAGCUUGCAUUUUGGAAGGCUCUCUUCACAGGAUUCCUGGCCGAUGACGGGGUUCAUGAAUGGGAUUAGCGACAAAAGUGGCUGGUCGCUUCUUCCGAACAGUCAAAUCCCUUCCCUUAACAUGGGCUGGUUCGUCAAUGGUGAGACACUUCCAGCAAGUAUAUUUGUUUGGACAUUCUUCUUCGUAUCGGGGCUUCAGACGGUUAUCACACUUGCACUUCAUUGUGCUGAGCUUCAUGUUAAAUGCUCCAAUGAUGAAACAGCUUGGCGGCUCGCAUCGUCUGAGGGCGGCUUGAAGCGAGAUCGUAAUAUCCUCAAGAAGAUGGGAACCUCGUGGCAGUCAAUCACACUGUUCUGCUUCAAGCCGUUGAUACACCGGCUUUAUGGACUUUCGAUGACUGUUUAUUUCGAUUCUGGCUUUAACAUGAUGCCGGUCCAGAUCUCGUACUUGACUGUUGGCGCUUUAUGCCUGGCCCUGUUCGCGACCGCAAUCAUUUUUAAGCCUCCAAAGGGGCCUCAGCCUGCGGCGUUUGGCCACCUACAGACGCUAGCCAACUUGAUCGAUGAAUGGCCGACAAAAGGUGGGCGGUUAUAUUGGGGUCACAAGAGCGAGGAAGGUAGUGUUGCGCAUGCUGGCACGUCUAGUGAGAAGCUUGGUAAAAUUAACUUUGGCAUGCUAUAUGCUGGCGUUAAAUCAUCUUGA
Histoplasma capsulatum G186AR is the source of this 1263-nucleotide messenger RNA. RefSeq lists its product as uncharacterized. The record is from RefSeq and is a predicted model, not a curated record. Bases 1 to 1263 code for a protein of 420 amino acids. The transcript has 5 exons. NCBI's taxonomy places the organism in Eukaryota, Fungi, Ascomycota, Eurotiomycetes, Onygenales, Ajellomycetaceae.